Harpia harpyja (harpy eagle) is the source of this 5878-nucleotide messenger RNA. RefSeq names its product phosphorylase kinase regulatory subunit alpha 1 (gene PHKA1). The record is from RefSeq and is a predicted model, not a curated record. Gene Ontology annotation, cellular component: phosphorylase kinase complex. Lineage: Eukaryota; Metazoa; Chordata; Aves; Accipitriformes; Accipitridae. Bases 11 to 3736 code for a protein of 1241 amino acids. Gene Ontology annotation, molecular function: calmodulin binding. Gene Ontology annotation, biological process: glycogen metabolic process. The transcript has 33 exons.
GCCCGCCGCAAUGCGCAGCCGGAGCAACUCGGGCGUGCGGCUGGACGGCUACGGGCGUCUGGUGCAGCAGACCAUCCUCCGGCACCAGGACGCGGUGACGGGCCUGCUCCCCGCCAGCGCCGACCACCGGGAUGCCUGGGUCCGGGACAACGUCUACGGCAUCCUGGCCGUCUGGGGGCUGGGCUUGGCCUACCGCAAGAAUGCCGACCGCGACGAGGACAAGGCCAAGGCCUACGAGCUGGAGCAGAGCGUGGUGAAGCUGAUGCGGGGGCUGCUCCAGUGCAUGAUGAGACAGGUGGACAAGGUGGAGGCGUUCAAGUACAGCCAGAGCACCAGGGACUGCCUGCAUGCUAAGUACAACACCCACACCUGUGCCACCGUGGUGGGGGACCACGAGUGGGGUCACCUACAGAUGGAUGCCACCUCGCUCUACCUGCUCAUGCUGGCACAAAUGACGGCCUCAGGCCUCCACAUAAUUCACAGCCUGGAUGAAGUCAACUUUAUCCAGAAUCUUGUGUUCUACAUUGAAGCAGCCUACAAAACUGCGGACUUUGGGAUAUGGGAGCGCGGGGACAAGACGAACCAGGGCAUCACCGAGUUGAAUGCUAGCUCCGUCGGCAUGGCCAAGGCUGCCCUGGAGGCACUGGAUGAGCUGGAUCUCUUUGGAGCAAAGGGAGGCCCGCAGUCGGUGAUACGGGUGCUGUCGGACGAGGUGCAGCACUGCCAGUCCAUCCUCCACUCGAUGCUGCCCAGGGCCUCCACAUCCAAGGAGGUGGACGCCAGUGUGCUCUCUGUCAUUUCCUACCCAGCAUUCGCUGUGGAGGACAGCGAGCUGGUGGAAAUCACCAAGCAAGAGAUCAUCACAAAGCUGCAGGGGCGCUACGGCUGCUGCCGCUUCCUCCGGGAUGGAUACAGAACCCCCAAAGAAGACCCUAACCGCCUCUACUAUGAACCUGCUGAGCUGAAGCUGUUUGAGAACAUCGAGUGUGAGUGGCCUCUCUUCUGGGCAUACUUGAUCAUUGAUGGGAUUUUCAGCGGAAACAUGGAGCAGGUGCAGGAGUACCGGGAAGCCCUUGAGGGGGUUCUCAUCAAGGGGAAGAAUGGGUUGCGCCUGGUGCCAGAGCUGUACAGCGUCCCACCGGAUAAGGUGGAUGAGGAGUACAGGAACCCCCACACUGUGGACAGGAUACCCAUGGGCAAGCUGCCGCUCAUGUGGGGGCAGUCCCUCUACAUCCUGGGCUGCCUGAUGGCCGAGGGGUUUCUAGCUCCCGGUGAAAUAGAUCCCCUCAACCGCCGGUUUGCGACUGUCCCCAAGCCCGAUGUGGUGGUCCAAGUGUGCAUCCUGGCAGAGACGGAGGGGAUCAAGGCAGCCCUGAGGAAGGAGGACAUCGACGUGGAGACUGUGGCAGAUGUCUAUCCCAUCAGAGUGCAGCCUGCUCGCAUCCUCAGCCACAUCUACGCCCGGCUGGGCCGCAACAAGCAGAUGUGCCUGACAGGACGGCCCUAUCGGCACAUGGGUGUCCUUGGGACCUCCAAGCUCUACAACAUCAGGAAGAACAUCUUUACCUUUACCCCGCAGUUCAUAGACCAGCAGCAGUUCUACCUGGCUCUCGACAACAAGAUGAUUGUGGAGAUGCUGAGGACAGACCUCUCGUACCUCUGCAGCCGCUGGAGGAUGACUGGGCGGCCGACCAUCACCUUCCCCAUCUCCCAUACCAUGCUCGAUGAAACGGGCAGCAGCGUGCACCCCACGGUGCUGGCAAUGCUGCGGAAGCUGCAGGACGGGUAUUUUGGUGGCGCAAGGAUCCAGACGGGUAAGUUGUCGGAGUUCCUGACAACGUCGUGCCGAACGCAUCUCAGCUUUAUGGACCCUGGGCCAGAGGGUAAGGUCUUUGCCAAGAGUUAUGAGCUCAGCAUUGACAGCUUUGAGGAGCUAGAUGCCGAGGAGUGGCUGCAUGGCUUGCAGAUAGCAGAGGAUGCGGACACGUAUGACGAGGUUGCUCAGUAUUUGGACCACCUGCUGCAGCGCACAGUUCCCCAGUCGAACCUUCCUCCCACCGCCCAGCGGGGAGGGCUGAGCCGCUUCCGGGCUGCUGUCCACACCACCCGUGACCUCAUGUCCCUGGCAUCCAAGGCCAAGGACCUUCAUGUCCAGAAUGUUGGGAUGUAUGUCCCCAGCAAGAUCUUCCAGGCAUCCCAGCAGUCAGUCAAGCUGCUGAGUUCACCCCACCAGCAUGACGUGGAUGGCAAGAGCCAUGCACUCCAUGCAGAGAUGAACCUGCCCCGUGAUGAGGAUGGCAAUGUGGACUGCAAGGCACUGGUGGACCAGCUGCGCAUCUGCCCCACGCUGCAGGAGCAAGCGGACAUCCUCUACAUGCUCCACAUCCUCAAGGGGCCCGAGUGGCACACGGGGCUUGAUAGCGAGCCUGGCCCAACCGUCAAGGAGCUCCUCACUGAGCUGUACGUGCGGGUGGGGGACACACGCCAGUGGGCCCUGAUCCGCUACAUCUCUGGGAUCCUCAAAAAGAAGGUGGAAGCUCUGGACGAGGCCUGCACUGACCUUCUGUCGCACCAGAAGCACUUGACAGUUGGGCUGCCCCCGGAGCCACGUGAGAAGACGAUCUCUGCCCCGAUCCCCUACGAGGAGCUUGUUUGCCUCAUUGAUGAAGCCAGUGAGAAGAACCUCAGUGUGUCCAUCCUCACCCAGGAGAUCAUGGUGUACUUGGCCAUGUGCAUGCGCACACAGCCCACACUCUUUGCUGAGAUGUUCCGCAUCCGCAUCGGGCUCAUCAUCCAGGUGAUGGCAACGGAGCUGGCGCACUCCCUGCGCUGCUCGGCUGGAGAAGCCACUGAGAACCUGAUGAAUCUCAGCCCGUCAGACAUGAAGAACCUCCUCUACCACAUCCUCUCUGGCAAGGAGUUUGGGGUGGAAAGGAGCGUGCGAUCAGUCGACUCGUCGGUCACCACUAUCUCCAUCUGUGAGGUGGGGGCUGUUGGGGCUACCAAGCCUGAGCGUGCUGGCAUCGUCAGGCUGAAAAGUGAGAUCAAACAGCAAUUGGAUAAACGUAGGCAGUCUCUGACUGGGAGUAAGCCCCUCAGUUUGCAGUCUGGAGACACUGACUUGAAGUCCUCUCUGUCCGCUGGGCACGCAGAGCUGCUGGGCAAGGGCUCCUUUUCAAGAAUGCUGGAAGACCAGGGCAGUAAGGACAGCCGACAGGGCCAGUGGCAGCGGAGACGGCGGCUGGAUGGGGCCCUCAACCGUGUCCCUGUGGGCUUCUACCAGAAUGUCUGGAAGGUCCUACAGAAGUGCCAUGGCCUCUCUGUGGAGGGCUUUGUUCUCCCCUCUUCAACAACCAGAGAGAUGACCCCAGGGGAAAUUAAGUUUGCUGUGCAUGUGGAGUCGGUCCUCAACCGUGUGCCCCAGCCAGAGUACAGGCAGCUGCUGGUAGAGGCUAUCUUAGUGCUCACCAUGCUGGUGGACAUGGAGGUGCACACCAUUGGCGGCAUCAUAGCUGUGGAAAAGAUCUUGCACACAGCCAACGACCUCUUCUAUGAGGAACAGAAAGCCCUGGGUGCUGAUGACCACAUGCUGGAGAGGGAUCCCACGACAGGGAUCUGCAGCCUGCUGUAUGACAGCGCACCAAGUGGUCGGUUUGGCACCAUGACCUACCUGUCCAAGUCGGCGGCCAUGUACGUGUACGACUUCCUGCCUACUGACGGCUGCUCCAUGCAGUAGCUCUCGCAGCUCCUCUCCCUAGGCUGCAGAUGCCACAGGAGGGUUGUUUCAUACAGCUUUUAAAGAUGGGCAUUAGGCUAGUUUGCAGGCAGCCUGCAUGGCCAUCUCUCCUCCCAGUCCUGGCCUCUCAGUGGGUGAGCAGCUCUCCUGAGGAGCUGUGCAGGAGGCACACGCUAAGCUGACCUGUGCCUGCGUGCAGACUGUGGAGCAAGGGCUGGCAGGGGAAGGCUGAGCUUUGAAGCCUGCUUUUGUUAGAAGUGUCUGCCUGCACAGCUCCUCCUGGGCCAUCACCCCUGGAGGGGCCUGUGUUUGAGGGAAAUGGAAAGGGCCCCCCCUCACCAAGUGCGUGUGCUCAGCACUGCAGCGUUCCCUGGGAGCUCACGCUCUCCCUGCCUCCAGCAGAUUCAAGGGUUUUAACCUGUUCUGUGCUGCUUUUCAUUCCAAAUUUGCAGGAUUUAUACUAGUGUAGGCUGGCAUUCUUGCUCUUCCUGCUGCUGAUGGAAAAGCCUUAGAGGAAUAGGGGAUGCUGCCUGAGCCUCUCUCCCAGCACACUCAAAAUCAAAACAGUCCAACCUAGCCACAGCUGUGCUGCUUGGAGGUAGGUGGCCCAUCAUGCCCCCCUCAAGUGUGUGGAGCUGGGUAGGCUGUGGGAGCCAGGAGCAUCCCAAGGUGGUAACAGAUCCCUGUUACCACCAAGCUGUGAGGACAGGGCUUCUGGCUGGCUGGGGGAUGCUGGUGGCAGCCCCUCCAUGCCGUCUGCUCUGUCCCUGGCAGUGUUGCUAAUGGCUAAGUCUCAGGUUCCCAAGUUCAUAUAUGCCCUGUGAAGCAGCUCUGAGCUGCCUGCUUGGCUCAGCAUUAGCUGUGCCAUCACAGAUGUCUUCUUAAUGCGCAGCUCUGGCCUCUGCCCCAGCUCCCACAGCCUUGCACAGGAGAGGGGUGGUGACUUUAGACUUGGUCCCAGCUCUGCUCUAUCCUGCACGUCAAACCCCAGAGCAGUUGGACUGAUGGGGGUCAGGCAUACACACCCCACAAAGUGGUGGGGUGAGUGGGGCUAUAAAGUCAUAGAAUCAUAGAAUAAUUUGGGUUGGAAGAGACCUUUAAAGGUCAUCUAGUCCAACCCCUCUGCAAUGAGCAGGGACAGCUUCAACUAGAUCAGGUUGUUCAGAGCCCUGUCCAGCCUGACCUUGAAUGUUUCCAGGGAUUGGGGCAUCUACCACCUCUCUGGGCAAUCUGUGCCAGUGUUUCACCACCCUCAUUGUAAAAAAUUUCUUCCUUAGGUCUAGUCUGAAUCUACCCUCUUCUAGUUUAAAACCAUUACCCCUUGUCCUAUCACAACAGGCCCUGCUAAAAAGUUUGUCCCCAUCUUUCCUAUAAGCCCCCUUUAAGUAUUGAAAGGCUGCAAUAAGGUCUCCCUGUGCAGCCUUCUCUUCAGGCUGAACAACCCCAACUCUCUCAGCCUUUCCUCACAGGAGAGGUGUUCCAGCCCUCUGAUCAUAUUUGUGGCCCUCCUCUGGACCCGAUCCAACAGGUCCAUGUCUGUCUUGUACUGGGGACCCCAGAGCUGGACACAGUACUCCAGAUGGGGGUCUCACCAGAGUGGAGUAGAGGGGGAGAAUCACCUCCCUUGACUUGCUGGCCACGCUUCUUUUGAUGCAGCCCAGGAUACAGUUGGCUUUCUGGGCUGCGAGUGCACGUUGCUGGCUCGUGUCCAGCUUUUCAUCCACCAGUCCCUCCAAGUCCUUCUCUGCAGGGCUGCUCUCAAUUCCUUCAUCCCCCAGCCUGUAUUGAUACUGGGGUUUGCCCUGAUCCAGGUGUGGGACCUUGCACUUAGCCUUGUUGAACCUCAUGAGGUUCAUAUGGGCCUGCUUCUUGAGCUUGUCCUGGUCCCUCUGGAUGGCAUCCCUUCUCUCAGGUGUGUCAACUGCACCACUCAGCUUGGUGUUAUCUGCAAACUUUCUGAGGGUGCACUCAAUCUCACUGUCUAUGUCAUUGAUUAAGAUAUUAAACAGUACUGGUCCCAGCAUGUACCCCUGAGGGACACUACUUGUCACCGAUCUCCAUCUGGACAUUUAGCUGUUGACUGCUACCCUCUGGAUGUGACAAUCCAGCCAAUUCCUCAUCCACUGAAUAGUCUGCCCAUCA